Molecule: messenger RNA, 124 nt
Organism: Cetraspora pellucida
Lineage: Eukaryota; Fungi; Glomeromycota; Glomeromycetes; Diversisporales; Gigasporaceae
Source: the annotation of a GenBank genome assembly
AAUUAAAAAUUGAAGAAUCAGUAUCAAAAAUUGAAGAAAUGGAACUAAGAAUUGAAGGAAUUAAAUCAGGAAUUGAAAAACCAAGAUCAGAAAUUGAAGAAACAGAUUGGAAAUUAAGGAAUAG